Molecule: messenger RNA, 1047 nt
Organism: Melozone crissalis (California towhee)
Lineage: Eukaryota; Metazoa; Chordata; Aves; Passeriformes; Passerellidae
Gene: HAO2
Product: hydroxyacid oxidase 2
Exons: 7
Coding region: 1-1047 (348 amino acids)
Molecular function (GO): FMN binding; oxidoreductase activity
Source: RefSeq, a predicted model, not a curated record
AUGUCGAUGGUGUGUCUUUCUGACUUCGAAGCUUAUGCUAAGAAGUAUUUGCCCAAGAUUGCUUGGGAUUAUUUUGCAGCUGGAGCAGACGACUGUACCACACGAGAUGAAAAUAUCCUGGCAUAUAAAAGAAUUCAUUUCCGGCCACGUAUGCUGCGGGAUGUAUCCGUGAUGGACAUCAGGACUAAAAUCCUGGGUUCUGAAAUCAGCUUUCCUGUAGGAAUUGCCCCUACAGGCUUCCACCAGCUAGCAUGGCCUGAUGGAGAGAAAAGCACAGCCAGAGCGGCCAGAGCAAUGGACACCUGCUACAUCGCCAGCACCUACUCCACCUGCUCGCUGGAGGAGAUCUCCGCGGCUGCGCCCGGCGGCCUCCGCUGGUUCCAGCUCUACAUCCACCGCAACAGGGCAGCUUCCCAGCAGCUGGUCCGGCGGGCAGAGGCCUUGGGCUUCCAGGCCCUCGUCCUCACCGCCGACCUGCCCUACACGGGCAAGAGACGCGACGAUGUCCGCAAUGGCUUCCGCCUUCCUCCCCACAUGAAAGUGAAGAACUUGGAAGGAGCCUUUGAGGUUUGUAAAAUGAGCCCCUUGGAUCCUUCAGUCACCUGGAAUGACAUCUACUGGCUGCGGAGCCUGACACGCCUGCCCAUCAUCAUCAAAGGCAUCUUAACAAGAGAAGAUGCAGAGCUGGCAGUGAAACAUGGAGUUCAGGGAAUUAUUGUGUCCAACCAUGGUGGAAGGCAACUGGAUGAAGGACCUGCCACUAUUGAUGCCCUGGUUGAGGUUGUGGAGGCAGUUCAGGGCAGAGUGGAAGUUUAUGUCGAUGGAGGGAUACGAAAAGGCAGCGACGUGCUAAAAGCUCUGGCACUGGGGGCAAAAUGUGUCUUUAUUGGAAGACCAGCUUUGUGGGGCCUGGCUUACAAGGGUGAAGAAGGGCUUCAGGAUGUCUUGAGAAUCCUUCAGGAUGAGUUUCGCUUGUCUAUGGCCUUAGCUGGCUGUGCCAGCGUCUCAGAGAUUGGCCAGCACCUGGUUCAGUUCUCAAGGCUGUGA